Molecule: messenger RNA, 1038 nt
Organism: Arctia plantaginis
Lineage: Eukaryota; Metazoa; Arthropoda; Insecta; Lepidoptera; Erebidae
Source: the annotation of a GenBank genome assembly
AUGUCGGAGCUCGCGCACUCGCCCGAGCCGCUCCUCCCGCCGCUAGUGACCGCCGCGUACGUCGCAUGUGUUGCUGGUGCUGCUGCCCUCGCUAACUGCUCCGUUCUGGCCGCGCUCUUCAAAACGUCGCGAAGUGGUUUGCUGACUAUUAUUCUACAAUUGGCCAUAGCCGACUUUGUGCUCGGAGCAUCAUUAUGUCCAGAAUUGUGGUCUUUUAAUGCAAGAACGUGGGUUUUUGGUAAUCAGAGUUGCAUAGCUUACCGAGGAUUGAGUGUGUUUGCCUCAACCGUGUCGUGUUAUUUAGUGGCCACUAUUGCACUGCAUUCACUCGCCACUGUCAAUUUUGAAGAAAAAUCAUUAACAAAACAUAUUAAAAGAAACGAACAGGAUGAAGAUGAAGAGAUAAGAUCAUCACGUCACAGUUUAGUGACUAGCAGCGACUCCUCAACACCACCUCGGACUAUGAACCUAGACUAUAGAGUGUCGAGUAAGAGAAUCUCAGUGAUCCAGCCUACAAUUUUUAUUUGGAUUUUAUCAGUAUCUUUAAGUAUUCCAGAGUUUGUGUUAGCCACUACAGUACACUUCGAUCACAAUAUUGUGAUGUGCACAAUUGUUGACACUAGUCAACGCCUUUAUAUGUACUCUAUUCUCGCAGUGUUAAACUUAUUUUUACCAAUAGUUGUAAUGAGCGUGGCUGGUGUAUUGGUUAUUCUUAAAUUAAGAUUAAGGAGCCUAUUAUCUCAGAUAGAGUGCUUCGAAUCCAUCUCAUCGCUGAAACUGUCGCUGUGGCUUAUAAUAGUGUACAUGGUGCUGUGUUCACCUCGAUCAAUAGUAACAGCCUAUAGUGUAUACUCUAAAACAAGUCAAGGGAACCAAACGUCUUUAGCUCACACCAAUGAAAUGGCUUCUGUGAACUUAGCUACCAGCAGUACUUACAUUGUUUCAACGUUGGUGCGACCACUACUAAGUAUAAUUUUACUACCUCGAGUGAGGAAGUCUUUUUCCUUUGGAUCUUACAUCCAAGCAGAUAAUGUUUAA